AUGCAUAAGCGCGAAGAUGUGCACUCCCUUUAUAAAUCCAUCCGGGCUGAACUUCGAAGGCUAAACCUUUUAUACGCCCGUGCUCCGCUGGACGUCAAAGGUAAUCGUGAGACCUGGCAAGCCCUUAUGCGAAGUACUGGCAUCAAAUCCUCACACCGCUCACGUGCUGUGGUGGACAUGGAUGGUCUAAAUCAGAGUUUCAUCAAAGGUGGAACCGCUCUCACUGCUCUACCUAAUGGAUAUGAAAUGAACCCCACUGAUUUCGUCUCCAGCGUUGCACCUGUCGAUAUUUGA
Echinostoma caproni is the source of this 294-nucleotide messenger RNA. The record is from the annotation of a GenBank genome assembly. Lineage: Eukaryota; Metazoa; Platyhelminthes; Trematoda; Plagiorchiida; Echinostomatidae.